AUGUUUUUAUUAUCAACCAGCUGUGCGACUCCAAUUCCAACACCGGAACUAACAACUCGCAGGUACAACUCCUACAACGGCUACAAUAAAACUUACACUAUACUCGGCAGCCCUAAAUUUAACACUACUGGCCAAAAAACCUCCCUUGUCCCCCAAAACUUUAAUAUCAAGUCAAAGAAAACCAAAAAUGACACGGAAUUAAUUCAUUCAUUUAUUAAAAACAAUGUAGAGGAUUUAAGAUUUCCAAAUAAGACCCUUAAAAUAAAGAAGGUCACAACUAAACCAAAAAUAUCCCAAAAAAAUAAACAACCCGUAAAACUAGUUAUCGAAAAAAAUAAGAAGAUUGGUAACUCACGACGCAAUCAAACUACUUCGCAGUUUAAUAGAAAACAGCCGUCAGUUUUUAAAAUAAGUGCCAGUAAAUUGUCGGAGAAUCAUUCCAAAGAGGAUUGGAGUGUUCACAAUAUUCCAAUACCAAACCCAAAUCCCGUAGUAUCGAGUUACUCACCCGAAUACCCCGUAGGAACGAUUCCUUCUUUUGAUGAAGACGAUUCUAUAGUUAUUCUUCCGAGUGAUCCGGGAAAUAUGCUCACUCAAUCCGUAUUUAACGUUAAUGGAAACGGCGCCGGGGAAAAGUACGACAGCAAUUGUCCCACCGUUCAUUUAACGAAUUCCGUCCUUGGACCAGAAAGUAAACAGGGCUGUUCCGAUUUAAACAUCGCAAUAAAUACGCAUAUUCAUCAAAAUCAAAUACCCCAAAGGUUACCAUCAUCGCCAUCAGACGAAAUACUCGAAACAGCUAGCUCCGGUGGUACACCGAAUGCCGUUGUGCCUCCGCCGACAUUGGCAGCGGCCGCGCCCUUGGAAGCUGCCGCGGCUGAUCCUAUCGGAUCGGCGGUUGGCGGAGGUAGCGCCGGCAGUAGCGGUGGUGGCGGCCCGUUGAGCGGCGGCUUGCCCAGUUUACCUGAAUUGCCCAAAUUGCCCAAGCUCCCAGAUUUGAAGCAAAUUUUGGAAUUUUUAAAAUUUUUAGGACCAGGUCUAGGCUUCCUGAGGGAAGUUUUAAAGGCGCUAAGUCCGCUUGUUUACAUUGUUCCACUUGUAAGUUUUAUAAUUGGCUUCAUUAGUAUUCUUCCCUUGUAUCCUUGGUGGCUACCACUUCUGUUUCUUUUUGGUAAAAGUAAAGAGCCAUCACGUCCAAAAACCGAAAUCGUUUACCAUAAACACGUUCAUAAGCCUAUUCACCAUCACGAUGGGUGGUUUUGGAAUUCGGGGACGCAGACGUGGGUGAAUGUUGAACAGCGUGCGUAUGCGCGUUCCGAUUUGGAUUUUAACCUUUUCACGUAGUAGGUACUAUGAUGAUGACCUUUGAAAAAAAUCAGAGCGACCAAGAACUGUUGCUUUUGUGCCAAGGGUCUUGCUUGUUCGAACCUUUCCAAAGUGUAUCAACAGAACGAAUGAAACGAGACGCGAAGUGUGAUAAAUCUUGUCAUCUCUCAUAGUUGUCAAAACUGCUCGAUGGCAUCAAGCGUUUUAAUUUCAGGUCGUCCUUUUAUACUGCCACAAUAAUAACUGUCAUAAUUUGUCAUUGACGUUCCCUUGCAGACUAAGUGAAGGGUAGGUAAUCCAAAGGUUUGCGGAUUGAGUGGUGAUGCGAAUCCUUCACCCAAAAGCGGCUCAUUCCUUUUUUGUGUAUGUAGAAGAAAGAUACAAUAAAACAACCUCGCCCCACAUUGAAAAGUUCACUUUACAUAUUAAAUUUCUUUUUGGUGCAAAUCUAAAAUACAUUUCAAUAGCAAUAUAGGCUGGUACUUUACACAGUAGACCGUGUUCAUGUUUUGCAAAUUUGCAUCCGAAAUCUCAUGGAACAACUAGUUUAAACAAUGACUGCUUUAUAAAUUGCUAUUGUAAUGUAUAGAGUAUUUUAGGUAUUUAUUUAUAUGUAAGCUGUAUAUAGUUGUACACACUUGUAUUUAUGAAAUAAAUAAAAAUGAUAUUUUACAUGUUGUUUACUUAGUUACGUUGGAUGUACUAUUGUUCGUUUUGUAAUAUGUAAAAAAUGUACCGAUAUUCUUGAUCACCACACUCAACAUGAUUCUAUUAUAAAAGUACGAAUUUUUUCUAGAACUUUGGUGUUCUACCAGUUGGUUUUUCUACUUUGUAGGUACCUAAAUUUUUACUUUGUUAUUUUAAUUACAAAGUUAAAAAUUUUUAA
This is a messenger RNA of Photinus pyralis (common eastern firefly), 2212 nucleotides long. RefSeq lists its product as uncharacterized. The record is from RefSeq and is a predicted model, not a curated record. NCBI's taxonomy places the organism in Eukaryota, Metazoa, Arthropoda, Insecta, Coleoptera, Lampyridae. Bases 1 to 1344 code for a protein of 447 amino acids. The transcript has a single exon.